Morone saxatilis (striped sea-bass) is the source of this 3119-nucleotide messenger RNA. It is a transcript of the gene serinc2l, whose product is annotated as serine incorporator 2, like. Lineage: Eukaryota; Metazoa; Chordata; Actinopteri; Moronidae. The record is from RefSeq and is a predicted model, not a curated record. Gene Ontology annotation, cellular component: membrane. The transcript is spliced from 10 exons. Bases 91 to 1458 code for a protein of 455 amino acids.
AAGCAGCCGAGCAGCUUCCGACGGUUCGUGUCUCCUGAUAGUAUCGUACAGGAAACCCAAAGGCCACUGUAGUCUACCUUUAAUGUCAACAUGGGGGCUUGUCUGGCCUUGUGCUCUUUAGCCAGCUGUGCCUCCUGUCUGUGCGGUUCAGCACCAUGCGUUUUGUGUUGCUGCUGUCCCUCCUCCAAUAACUCCACGGUCACACGGCUGGUGUUCUCCUUCUUCUUGCUGCUGGGCACCAUGGUGUCUGUCAUCAUGAUCCUUCCUGGGAUGGAGGCACAGCUCCGUAAAAUCCCGGGGUUUUGCCAGGGAGGAACUGCUAUACCUGGUAUCGAAAACCACGUUAAUUGUGACGUCAUUGUGGGCUACAAGUCUGUGUACCGCAUGUGCUUCGCCAUGACUUGCUUCUUCUUUCUGUUCGCCGCCAUCAUGAUUGGUGUGCGUAGCAGCAAAGACCCGCGUGCGGGUGUUCAAAACGGGUUCUGGUUCUUUAAGUUUCUGAUCCUCAUUGGGAUUACAGUGGGAGCUUUUUUCAUCCCUGAUGGAACAUUUCAUACUGUGUGGUUUUACUUCGGAGUGGUGGGAUCCUUCAUCUUCAUUCUGAUCCAGCUUAUUCUUCUCAUUGACUUUGCCCACUCCUGGAACAAGGUGUGGGUAGAAAAUGCUGAAAAUAGUGACAACAAAUGCUGGUUUGCAGGCCUGCUGUCUUUCACCUUCCUCCACUAUGCCCUGGCUUUCACUGCUGUGGUGCUUUUCUACGUUUACUACACACAGCCUGACGAUUGCACAGAGCACAAGGUCUUCAUCAGCCUGAACCUCAUCUUCUGUGUCAUCAUCUCCAUUGUCUCCAUCCUACCCAAGAUACAGGAAGCCCAGCCGCACUCCGGUUUGCUCCAGGCUUCACUCAUCUCGCUCUACACCAUGUAUGUCACUUGGUCUGCAAUGACCAACAAUCCAAAUCGAAAGUGCAACCCCAGCCUGUUGAGUCUAGUGUCCAACGUCACCACCACUCCACCAUCUGGUGACGGCACACCAGGAACGGUGCAGUGGUGGGAUGCUCAGGGCAUUGUGGGUUUGAUUAUCUUCCUCUUCUGCACUCUCUAUGCCAGUAUCCGUUCGUCCAGUAACACCCAGGUGAACAAGCUGAUGCAGACAGAGGAGGGCGGAGGGUCAGGUGGAGAGGGUGUGGUGGGAGAGGAUGGCAUACGCAGGGCCGUGGACAAUGAGGAGGAGGGAGUCACCUACAGCUACUCCUUUUUCCACUUCCACCUCUGUCUGGCCUCUCUGUACAUCAUGAUGACUCUCACCAACUGGUACCAACCAAACACCACCACCCAGGCCAUGCAGAGCAGUAUGCCAGCUGUGUGGGUGAAGAUGAGCUCUAGCUGGCUGGGCCUCGCGCUCUACCUCUGGACCCUCAUCGCCCCUUUCAUCUUCCCCGACAGGGAUUUCAACUGAACGAGCCUCGUCUCUUAGCUGUAUUUUUGUUGUUUUGUUUUCUUGCCUAGCGUCUUAGGCAGUGUAAAAGGAUGAACAGGAAGGAUAUUACAAAGGAAAUACAUUUAAUCUAUUUGUAUUCCUUUUUCAAUUAAUUGCUUCUGCUUAAAUUGUGUUUCUGUUGUUUUACUUUUCUCAGUAGAAUUAUUUAGAGUGAUAAUCUACAGAUACAUGAACGUGUAAGUGGGUUUUUUUGUUUGUCUGAUUGAUGAUGUUUUAGCUGGUCAUUUUGCCAAUGAAUCACCUUAAUAGGAAACUCCCUACCUUUCACCUGAUGUGCUCGUAAUACGACUGUGUGAGCUCCAUUAUCUUUUUGCUGAAUUUUAAUUAUUGCACUAGAAUCACAAAGACUCUGCAACACAGCACUUUCCUAAUACCUCAGACAUUUCCGUUUCAGAUUCCAUUUUAAAGGCCUGUGACAUCAGACUUCUCUGAUUGGCCGGGUCUGGAAUCCCCCUGAUUAGCUGGACCGUGUUAGCGCUGAGGGGGGGCAGGCAAUGAGGAGAUUUCUCCCUAGGAGCCCCAGAGUGAGGUGAAUGUGAGAGUUAGAUAAGACUAAUACGACACACCCUACAGAUCAUAACAGGGCUUCCCUUUUGCUGCUAGGCUGUAUGCAAAUCCACAUCAUUAUACCUUGAGCCAGAGAGUCCUAAUAGACCACCAGUCUAAUCUCAGCUCAUCCUCACCUACUCCAUCCUAUGGUAAUUCAUCUCCGGUGCUAUACCUCUCCAUGUCUGACUGUGUUUGGCCUUGUACAGCCACGGGCGACAAUCUGUACCUAUAUAGCAGUCUGAUUGCAGCAGGGAGACAUGUAUUGAUCUAUAGCAGUCAGCAUCAUGCAAUGUGCAGCGUUGCGGCUCAGGGGGGUGAUGGCGUGAACGCCACUCUACCUGUGCUCUCACAAAUGCCCUUAUUUCCAGAAUGUUGCAGAGUAGUUAUUAAGUCAAGAAGAAAGGGAUUUUUAAUUGUUGCUGUGUACAAAACAAUAACACAUUUCAGUCCUGAUAAAUUGCUGUUCAACGGUAUUGACUUUAAUAGUAUGUUGAUGGUUGUAAUGAUGGUACAGUAAUUUUAUGCAUUAUAUAGUAGUUACCUCAAUUUCCAUAUGAAUGGAUGAGUUACAGUAAGGCCGAUGAUUUUGUACCUGUGAAGAAAUGUUUUGGUACUAUCCUGAGAUGUUAUCCUUUGUCUAUGUUAUGUUCUUCUCAAACAUUUCACUGCCCGCACAUAUGAAUCAGAUGUCCUGUUUAUUUGGCUGCAUAUGAGUAUUGUGAAAGGAGUUUUUCAAAGUGUUGUGAUAAGUUGACUUUUUAAAAAAAAAAAAAAUGUUGUUUCUUAAACGUGUCAAAGGUAUUGUACAUAUUACCGUUAACAACCUUCUAAGGACAUUGUUUAUGCAGAAUUGCCAUGUAAGUUAACAUGUAAUAUUUCACAACACUAUUAAGUGCCUUUUUGUAGUCUUGCGUUUAAAAACAAAUUAAACACUAAUGCUGGCGUUUGCUUGUAUUGCCUUGCCUUACAUUGCUCAUUGCAUGCCAUAAGGCAUAGGUCUAUGACAGGAAUUAAUAUUGUAUUUAAUGUAUAAACACCGUUUUUAAUAAAGAUUGAAAUCUGUCACUCAC